AUGGACACAGUAGAUCAAGCAGUUUCAAGAGGCAUGAGUAGUCGUGAGACAAACGAACUGACCUCUAGUCUGAAUCCCAAACCCCAAAGUCAUAGCACAUCAUCUGGUUUCUGGACUCUGUAUCAUGAGCACUUCCAACCUGGUCUUUUCAGAAAGAUGUUGGCAGAGGUGGUAUCAACGUUCCUGCUGGUGUUCAUGACAUGCGCGGCAGCUGCCAUAAGUGGAAGCGAUGAACGAAGAAUCUCGCAGCUGGGAGCAUCGAUUGCCGGUGGCCUCAUUGUGACGGUCAUGAUCUACUCGGUUGGGCACGUCUCUGGAGCUCAUAUGAAUCCUGCUGUCACCAUUGGUUUUGCAUCCUUUCUGCGCUUCCCAUGGAAACAGGUCCCAUUCUAUGCAUUAUCUCAAUUUACAGGAGCUAUUGCAGCUGCAUUUACACUGCGUGCACUUUUGGACCCAAUACACCGUAUUGGCACCACAACACCUUCUGGGAGUGAUACUAGGGCCUUAAUCAUGGAAAUUGUUGUAACUUUUAACAUGAUGUUUAUCACUUCUGCUGUUGCAACUGAUACUAAAGCCGUAGGAGAGCUUGCUGGUUUGGCUGUCGGUUCAUCGGUUUGUAUAACAUCAAUUGUUGCUGGGCCGGUGUCAGGUGGAUCUAUGAACCCAGCAAGAACAUUAGGCCCAGCAAUCGCGAGUAGAGAGUUCAAAGGGCUUUGGGUGUACUUUGUGGGUCCAGUGACUGGAACAUUGCUUGGGUCAUGUGUUUACAAGGUUCUUCAGCUGAGUGAGCGCAAGCCCAUUAUUUCUCCGUCGAUUUCCCUUAGACUUCGUCGUAUGAUGAGCACUAACGCUGCCGAGAAUGACGACAAACGCCCUGCUUCUCCUGUUUAA
Messenger RNA from Humulus lupulus (European hop), 891 nucleotides. Its product is annotated as aquaporin NIP2-3-like. Gene Ontology annotation, biological process: transmembrane transport. The transcript has 5 exons. The coding region runs from base 1 to 891 and encodes 296 amino acids. Gene Ontology annotation, molecular function: channel activity. NCBI's taxonomy places the organism in Eukaryota, Viridiplantae, Streptophyta, Magnoliopsida, Rosales, Cannabaceae. Gene Ontology annotation, cellular component: membrane. The record is from RefSeq and is a predicted model, not a curated record.